AUGCAAACCAUCGAGAAAGCAUUACAUCAACCAAUGCCAUUCACAACAGGUGGACAAACAAUUACCGAUCGACUUACCGCUGCAAAACAUUCCUUAGCCGGUAGUCAAUUAGGUAAAACAAUUUGUAAAGCUACAACCGAAGAAUUAAUGGCACCAAAAAGAAAACAUUUGGACUAUUUAUUACAUUGUACGCAGGAGCCAAAUGUUUCCAUCCCAUCAAUGGCAAAUUUGUUGAUUGAACGAACCCAAAAUCCCAAUUGGACAGUUGUUUAUAAAGCUCUUAUCACUAUUCAUAACAUAAUGUGUUAUGGAAAUGAACGAUUUUCGCAGUAUCUUGCAUCCUGUAAUACGACAUUCAAUCUGGGCAGUUUUUUGGACAAAAAUUCCGCUCAAGGUCAUUCACCCAUGGAUUAUACGCGUUCGUCAACGAAACAUUGGGCAUCCCUGGAUUCGGUUCUUGUUGGUUAUGAUAUGUCGCAACACGUUCGACGUUAUGGGAAAUAUAUCAGUGAAAAGAUCUACACAUAUCGCUUAUGCGCUUUCGAUUUUUGCAAAGUAAAACGUGGUCGUGAAGAUGGUCUUCUACGAACGAUGAAUGCAGAUAAGUUGUUGAAAACAUUACCAAUUUUGCAAAAUCAGAUCGAUGCUCUUCUCGAAUUCCAAGUAACUUCAGCCGAAUUAAAUAAUGGCGUCAUCAAUUGUUCUUUCAUUCUUCUCUUUCGUGAUCUCAUUCGCUUAUUUGCGUGUUAUAAUGAUGGUGUCAUUAAUUUGCUUGAAAAAUAUUUCGAUAUGAAUAAGAAGCAAUGUCGUGAUGCGCUGGAUGCCUACAAAUCAUUUCUACUAAGGUUGGACAAAGUGGCAAGCUUCUUAAAGGUAGCGGAAUCUGUGGGUAUUGAUCGGGCUGAAAUACCGGAUUUGACACGAGCACCGGCUUCAUUAUUGGAAGCAUUAGAAGCACAUCUAGUUUAUUUGGAAGGUGGUAGAGCACCUCCAACUGUUCAUCAUGAACAAUUUAAUGCAGCAAUGGCACAAUCUGCACCAUUAUUUUCUUCCGCACAAACGGGAAUUAUUGAUGAUUCAGCAAAGCAAAAAUAUUUAGAAGAGGAAAAGGAACGAUUACGGUUAUUUGAGGAGCAGCGAAAAAGACAAGCAGUAGCGGCUGGUUCAUCCGGAAUUGAUGUAGGAGGACAUUCGUUCAAUCCAUUCGCCGCAGCUCAAUCAUCAGGAAGCAAUGCAGGUCGAUCUACGAAGCCAAGUGAUGAUCUUCUAACCCUUUUUGAUCCUAUGCCAGCAGGUGGUGGAAUUACAGCUCCUUCAGGUUAUGGAGCUGCUGCUCCAGUUAAUGCUGCACCGCAGCCAAUGGCAUUGGAUCCAACAAAUCCGUUCGCUCAAAAUGUUUUCCAACAGCAAUCGGCUACAGUUAUGUCGACUAAUUCUGCUCCUGGUUUUGCGGGAUAUCCGAAUAUAGGCAGAACAAAUGCAUUUGGAGCCGAUUUUGCAACUGCUUUUAAUAUCGGUGCAGUUGCUCCUGCAACCACUGAAACUAAUGUCGGAUUCAAUCCAUUUCUGACUAAUAAUAUUGUCGAUUCAUCUGCACCACCAGUAUCUCGACAAUGGCCUGUAUCAUGUGAAGAAACCGAUAAACAGUGGUCCGGAAAAACUUCGCAAGAUGCAAUUCCGCCACAGCAUUGGUCUUCCGCAGUUUCACGAUCUGAUCUAGAAGGUGGUUCAGCUACUGCUCCAUCUUGGAGCAAAAAUGGUGAAAGUAGUGAAAGUGAUGAAGCAGUUGGUGCUACGGGUACUGAUAUUAGUAAUGUACCGCAGCAACCAAGUGAAAUGGUCAAUUCAGCUCUUCGAAAUCCAUUUGGUGCCAUGCAACAAAAUGCUCAAGCAUUGCAUACAGCUGGUGUUAGUGCUACUGUGAUAACACCUCAGCAACCGGAUAUACCAGCAUUUGGAGCACCACCAUCUGGUGCAUCAUCCGCAAAUGUAUCGCCGGUUCAUUUUGGAAUGACUACCCAAGCACCUCCACCACCACCACCACCACCACCACCACCACCGUCAGCAGUGAUUCCGAAUCAAAACCUUACAAUUUACGAACAAACUCCAUUUUCUCGUAUGGAUGGUAGUUAUAAUUCAUCGCCGGUUAUUCCACGUCUUUUACAUCAACAAGCAACAGCACCACAUCCUGGGAUGCAAAGCGUACCUGGAGGUGCAGCUAAUUUAAAUGCAUACGGAGCACAACAGUUGCCACCGAUACCAUGUGCUACCACUACACAAGCUGGUAAAUUCAAUAGUGGUGAUUUAGAUAGCGCACUAUCAUCACUAGCUGAUAAUCUCUCGGUGAGCGGUAAAGGAACAAGUAAUCAUGGGAAGCCGAUUCAGUGGAAUAAUCAAGGUGGUGUAAGACCUGCAGGUGGAGCACAUGCAAUGACACAACCGCAGUAUGCUGCAAUUCCACCACAACAAUGGCCACCAAUGGGUGUUUAUGCCCCACAACCAGGUAUAUACGCUCAACAACCAAUGAUCGGUAUGUAUGCACAACCAGGAUAUAAUCCACAAAUGCAACAACCGGCUGCACCACCGGUAUAUGGUAUAGCACCAGGUCAAACACCGCCUCAAGCUGGACAAGCGCAACAAGCGGCACCACCGCCACCUCAUCGUCCAUUCAUGUGA
Brugia pahangi is the source of this 2676-nucleotide messenger RNA. The record is from the annotation of a GenBank genome assembly. Lineage: Eukaryota; Metazoa; Nematoda; Chromadorea; Rhabditida; Onchocercidae.